UCACUUUAAUAUUUAGAAUAGAGGAAGGAAGGAAGCUUUGGAGAAGAAUCCCACCGACGCCCGGGCCACUUUACUAAUAUAUACAAUGUCCCCUCCAAGAUCUUUCCCUUCGCAAUAUGCCCUUCUCUUUAAAGAAAACAACCCUCUCAUUCCUCAGUCCUUUAACCCUUCUUAUCUAAUUAGAUAGAGAAACAUUCACAGAUUAUUAUUUGGAAAUUCAUUUGCUCAUGGGAAAUUGCCUCUUUGGAGGCUUGGGGCCGGAGGCCGACCAAGGUGGAGGAGGAGGAGGAGGAGGGUUGGCCAAAGUAAUCACGUCGAACGGCGGUGUGAUGGAGUUCUAUGCCCCGAUCACUGCAGGAUCCAUCACCGACGAGUUUCCAGACCACAGAAUCUUCCGCACCCACGACCUCUUCUGGAAGCCGCUCCCUCACCAUGAAGACCUCGUGGCAGGAGAGUCUUAUUACUUGCUCCCUUUCAGUAGCCAUUCAGGUUCCAUUGGUGCUAGUAAGUGCGGCCAAGUCGUGAGAGAAGGCCACGUCCGGUCCAACAGCAUUCCUGCGGCCUCUGGGGUCCCGCCCUACAGGAUGUCUGUGGAGUACCGGGGCACACUGAAGCGCACAUACACAGAUGUCUUCUCCAGGUACGGUAAUAGUGGCAACGACGGGGGCAGGAUGUGGAAAGUGAGGCUUGUGAUAAGCCCGGAGCAGUUGCUAGAGAUACUGUCGCACGAGGCCCGCACCCAGGAGCUGAUAGAGAGCAUGAGGGCAGUGGCAAAAUGUGGGGCUGGGGGAGGGCCAAUAGGCGUGCUGUCCUCGUCUUCCGGGGGUUUCUCCGACCAGUGGAGCCUCUCGAGCAGCAGGAAUGCUUCAUCCAAGACCGAUGGCUUAGUAGUGGAUAUAUGAUGCUAGAAAGAUUACAGGAUAUAUAUUAUCCCCUUCUUUCCGACUCUCUUCCUCUACAAGAAGCCGGAGGUUUACCAUAGAGCAAAUUAUGAUCGUAGCUUAGCCAGCAACAUAUUAGGCAUAGUCUCAUAUAAGACACAGGAUAAUCCAAAAUUUGUAUCUGUUUCUUGUGCAAAACAAGGUUGUCGAACGUGGUACGUACAAAUUUUCAGCUUUGCAAUUGUAA
This is a messenger RNA of Punica granatum (pomegranate), 1128 nucleotides long. The record is from RefSeq and is a predicted model, not a curated record. NCBI's taxonomy places the organism in Eukaryota, Viridiplantae, Streptophyta, Magnoliopsida, Myrtales, Lythraceae.